Messenger RNA from Parasteatoda tepidariorum (common house spider), 1910 nucleotides. RefSeq names its product glucose dehydrogenase [FAD, quinone]. The record is from RefSeq and is a predicted model, not a curated record. Gene Ontology annotation, molecular function: flavin adenine dinucleotide binding; oxidoreductase activity, acting on CH-OH group of donors. Lineage: Eukaryota; Metazoa; Arthropoda; Arachnida; Araneae; Theridiidae.
AGCUGUUUAUAUAAGUGGAGAAACAAGUGUAAUUGAAAAAUUAAUUGCAACACAACAUUAGAGUUCAACAAGAUACGGAACAAGUUAGCUGUCUUUGCAUUUAUUGGCAUUUUUUCUAGUUUGCUUCGAGAAAUAUCACCAAAAUGACGUCUCUGCCAUAUCUGAUUUAUACGCUUUUUCAUACUUUACCCCUGCAUAGAUAUACUCCGAAGACUACGAAUCACUUCCGAAAUGAAUAUGACUACAUAAUAGUGGGUGCUGGUUCUGCUGGAUCUGUCGUAGCAAGUCGUUUGAGCGAAGAGAAAUGUGUCACAGUAUUGCUCCUGGAAGUUGGCAAUACACCUACCAUAUUGACAGAAAUACCUAUUUUGUCAUCUGAGUGGGUAGGCUCAAAUCUGGACUGGAAAUUCAAAUCAGUCCCUCAAAGGCAUUGUGCAUCGGCCCUUACAAACAGACAAAUUAUGAUUCCAAGUGGUAAAGCAAUAGGUGGAACAAGCGUUAUAAAUGAUAUGUUGAGUAUUCGAGGAAAUCGCCAUAACUAUGAUGAAUGGGCAGCUAUGGGUGCAAAGGGCUGGAGCUAUGAUGAAGUCUUACCAUAUUUCAAAAAACUGGAGGACUAUAGAAACAGGCACUCGGCGGAUGCUUAUUAUCAUGGGUUUAAAGGACCUAUUACUGUCUCAAAGCCUGGUUAUAAUUCGAAAUUGAAAAAAUUUCUGACUGAAGCUGUAGUGAGUGAAGGAUACCAGUUUGUCGAUCCGAACGGACGAAGGCAGCAUGGAUUUUAUGAUCCGGAAGGAACAAUACGAGAUGGACGACGUUGCAGUACUGCAAAAGCUUAUCUAGUUCCGAGCGACAACCGAACCAAUCUGGAUAUUGUACCUAAAGCAAUGGUGACCAAAAUUGAUAUCCAAAACAAGCAAGCUGUUGGGGUCUACUUUCAAUACAAGGGAUCUAAGCACUAUGUCAAAGCAAGAAAAGAAAUCAUAGUAUCAGCUGGAGCAUAUAAUACACCGAAAUUACUCAUGUUAUCUGGAAUAGGUCCCAAGACUGAACUGGAUAGAUUUAAUAUUCCCCUUAUAUCGAAUCUUCCAGUAGGUCAUAAUCUGCAAGACCAUAUAGGAGGAUUUAUGCUCUUUGAGUUAAACAAUGAAAUUCCAACUUUGUUGUCUCAGAUUAUAAAUAAAGAUAGCAUAGAACAAUAUGUCAUUUACAGAACAGGUAUAUGGAGCUCUUUUCAUGCAUUAGAACUCCUUGCUUUUCUUCACUCCAAUAAAAACGCGGAAGCCAAUGAUUAUGUUAACCAAGAGAUAUACUUCGGAAAUGUGCCAGGUAUAUUUGCACUUCAACGGGGUGCCACACAAGAGGCUUUCUUCUCAGUAUUCGCUCCUUAUUUGAAUAAAACUCUUAUGCUGUGCAUGCCUCAACUUGUUGACCCAAAAAGUAGGGGAUAUGUUCGUUUAGUCAGUACAAAUCCAGCUGAUCUUCCUGAAAUAAAUCCCAACUAUUUUGAAAAUCCAGAAGAUUCUAAAGUAGUCGUUGAAGGUUUCCGUACUUGUAUGAAAAUAACGAAAAAUGCCGCCUUUGCAAAACUUCAACCAAAAUUGGUGAAUCCCAAUUACCCAUCGUGUCAGAAAUAUUCACAUGACACGGAUAAGUAUUAUGACUGCGCUGCCAGAGCAUUUCCUAUUGCAUCGAGUCAUCACGUUGGAACAGCAAAAAUGGGGGACCCAAAUGACGAGUCUACAGUUCUUGAUUAUAAACUGAGAGUGAAAACUGUAAAAGGGCUGAGAGUUGUUGAUGCUUCAGUAAUGCCUACGAUACCCUGGGGUAACACGAAUAUUCCCACGAUAAUGAUUGCAGAGAAAGCAUCGGAUAUGAUAAGGAAAACUAUAAAAUGCAGUGCAUGAAAA